GGACUCUGCUUGGUGUGGGCGGGAUCCGAACCGGCAGAGGCGGGCUUGGGAACCUUGGGGAGGCCUUAGGACUGGACUGGGCGGGGGCCUGGCGGUGGCAGGAAGCCGGAAGCAGCUGCGGCUCCAGUUCCAGAGACAUGGCAGGCGUUAAAGCUCUUGUGGCAUUAUCCUUCAGUGGGGCUAUUGGGCUGACUUUUCUUAUGCUGGGAUGUGCCUUAGAGGACUAUGGCGUUUACUGGCCCUUGUUCGUCCUGAUUUUCCACGCCAUCUCCCCUAUCCCCCAUUUCAUCGCCAAAAGAGUCACAUAUGACUCUGAUGCAACCAGUAGUGCCUGUCGGGAACUGGCAUAUUUCUUCACUACUGGAAUUGUUGUUUCUGCCUUUGGAUUUCCUGUAAUUCUUGCCCGUGUGGCUGUGAUCAAGUGGGGAGCCUGUGGCCUUGUGCUGGCUGGGAAUGCCGUCAUUUUCCUAACAAUUCAAGGCUUUUUCCUCGUAUUUGGAAGAGGAGAUGAUUUUAGCUGGGAGCAAUGGUAGCACUUUAUUCGGAGAGAGUGCAUUGAAUUUCUUAGAACUCA
Molecule: messenger RNA, 574 nt
Organism: Tupaia belangeri chinensis (Chinese tree shrew)
Lineage: Eukaryota; Metazoa; Chordata; Mammalia; Scandentia; Tupaiidae
Gene: LEPROT
Product: leptin receptor overlapping transcript
Exons: 4
Coding region: 138-533 (131 amino acids)
Biological process (GO): negative regulation of growth hormone receptor signaling pathway; late endosome to vacuole transport via multivesicular body sorting pathway
Cellular component (GO): endosome
Source: RefSeq, a predicted model, not a curated record